Hyaloscypha bicolor E is the source of this 2449-nucleotide messenger RNA. Its product is annotated as DNA lyase-like protein. The record is from RefSeq and is a predicted model, not a curated record. The transcript is spliced from 5 exons. Lineage: Eukaryota; Fungi; Ascomycota; Leotiomycetes; Helotiales; Hyaloscyphaceae. The coding region runs from base 86 to 2074 and encodes 662 amino acids. Gene Ontology annotation, cellular component: nucleus. Gene Ontology annotation, molecular function: endonuclease activity; phosphoric diester hydrolase activity; double-stranded DNA 3'-5' DNA exonuclease activity. Gene Ontology annotation, biological process: base-excision repair.
CUGGCACGCAUCAGGUCCUUGUGACGGCGUAGUAGCAUGAGAUGUCUCGAGCUCACUCGCGUCUGCACUCAUUGGGAUCUUGAACAUGGCUGAGCGGCGGAGUCUUCGAAUCACUACCUGGAAUGUGAACGGGAUCAGGAAUCCAUUUGGCUACCAGCCAUGGCGCCAGGACCGGUCAUUUGCAGCAAUGUUUGAAAUUCUUGAGGCCGAUAUUGUGGUUAUGCAAGAGACGAAGAUACAGCGCAAGGAUCUCCAAGAUGAUAUGGUUCUGGUUCCUGGAUGGGACGUCUUCUUCAGUCUCCCGAAACACAAGAAGGGGUACUCUGGGGUCGCAAUCUACACACGCAAUUCAGUCUGCGCGCCUAUCCGUGCUGAAGAAGGCAUCACCGGUGUCUUGACUCCUCCGAACUCCUCUACCAGCUUUUUCAAUUUGCCUAAGGAUGAACAGAUUGGCGGCUAUCCCGCCCUAAGCCAGCUUUCUGACUGUAGUCUCGAUGCUGCCACUUUGGACUCAGAAGGUCGUUGUGUCAUUCUUGAAUUCCCGGCCUUUGUCCUCAUCGGCGUAUAUUGCCCGGCGAACCGAGAUGAAACAAGAGACGAGUUUCGUAUUGGCUUCUUGAGCGCGUUGGAUGCUCGGGUGCGCAAUUUGACGGCUGCUGGCAAGAGAGUUUUCUUGACUGGGGACAUGAACAUCAUUCGAGAAGAAAUGGAUACUGCAAAGGCCGAAGAGCAGGCUAGAAAACACGGCAUAACACUUGAGGAAUAUAUCUCAACACCUGCUAGGCGACUGUUUAAUCAACUACUCAUCGGUGGCAAGGUCAUUGGAGAACGAGAUGAAGGAAGAGAGGCACCGGUGAUAUGGGACAUCUGCAGAGGUUUCCAUCCAACCCGAAAGGGUAUGUUCACCUGCUGGGAACAGAAAAUCAAUGCUCGCCCGGGGAACUUUGGCUCUCGGAUCGAUUAUGUCCUUUGUAGUAUUGGAUGUAAGGACUGGUUCAGCGAUUCUAAUAUUCAGGAAGGUCUGAUGGGCUCUGAUCAUUGUCCGGUAUACGCUAUCUUCAAGCAAAAGGUUGAGAUUGAAGGAGAGGAGGUUGAUAUCAGAGAUAUCAUGAGCGCUGGAAUGUUCAAGGGUGGUGUCCGGCAGCGCGAGUGGUCUACCAAAGAUCUUCUUCCUAUGUCCGCCAAGCUAAUACCUGAGUUCGAUCGCCGUCGAAGUAUUCGAGACAUGUUUUCGAAGAAACCACCACUACCGAAGGGAGAAAGUUCCUUAGAGAGAAAGAGCGCAAGCCAUGGCCAAGGCGGCCGGCAGUCCGUUGGACGCAACAUAGCUCGUGAAGAUGGAGCAGAGUUUAGGGAGAGUUCACAGACUCCCACAGUGGAAGACGCUUCUGGAGCACAAACUUCUGCAGACAUCGAUUCACAGGUCACUGACAGCUCUGUAAUGACGAAAACCUCUUCGUUCUCUAUGGAUUCCCAGCCAAUAUCGAUGCCCAGUCCCGCAAAGCCAAAAGUAAAGAGAUCAGAUGAGAACUCUCUUAUUGCCAGACCCCAGAAGCGUGGUAAAACCGCUUCGUCCUCAUCAUCUUCCAAGUCUACAUCAACAGCAAGCAAGGGUCAACCGGGAAAGGGGCAGAGUAGUCUCAUGGGAUUUUUCAAGCCGAAGACUCCUCAACUGGACGGUGCGAGUGACAGCCAGUCGACAAUCGAUCACGAGUCUGAUAAUCUUUCGGUCGUAGCCUCUAAUCCUUCAACUCCAGCUCCCUCGAUUUCCGACUCGGUCUCGAUUAAUGAGAAUGACUCUCCUAGCCAGGCUUUCAAUCUUGCAGAUCAGAAGAGUGUUAUUGAUCCUAUAGUCGUUAAGGAGAGCUGGUCUAAGCUCUUAGGAAAACGAAUUGUCCCGAGAUGCGAGCACAACGAGCCCUGCGUGAGCUUCGUCACAAAAAAGCCUGGUGUUAACUGUGGGAGAUCAUUUUACAUGUGUCCACGGCCACUCGGACCUUCGGGUCAGAAGGAAAAGAACACGCAAUGGCGAUGUGGGACUUUCAUAUGGAGCAGCGAUUGGACUGGAGAUUGAAGUGUGAAGAUCAAUAAUCUUGCUUCCAAAACUUGCAACAACUCCAAGGAACAGUUGUUUAUGUCGUGAAGACCAAGCAGCGCGGGGUCAAGCAAGCGUGGUUGACAGGUGAGGUUUACAAAUUCAAGAAGGGGGUUCAGAGAGUGGCUGCUGUAGAAGAUUAUAGAGCUUAAAUAUCAAAAUUCUAAUAUCCCCGAAGAACUCCUUGACAUGCAACCCAGGUAACGCCUCGUUAAUGCAGUUAUCGUGCAACUACUCCAACAGUUCAUCCUUUCCCAAGAAUUUGGCCCUAGGGGUAGUUAGCAUUGCUAGAUUAAGAUUGUUUCGGGAGAGGAGAUUGUCGUAGGAGAAGGGUCUGAAAUAAUCCGUAAUACG